CUUAAACAACGUAUAGUACUUGUGUUUUAAAAAAGAGUGAAGGUUUAGUCCUGGUCUGGUAAGGAGUGCUACUUCUCAAUGCGUUAUGAGCCCGCCCCGUCUUUAGGACAGUCAUGUGUUCGUGCUAUGUCCGCUGUGUUUUCGUGUGCAAGUGCGUGUAAUGAUCAAACCAAAAUGGUAGUAGGGUGACAGUAGCCUGUGAUCAAAGAUAUAGUGUAUCUAAGUAACUGUACUAAGCACAGCAGAAGCACUAAGUUAGGGGAAAAUAAUGAACAGCCUGUACAGUUUCCGAUAAAACCAUUAGAAGGUGAAUAUUAAUUAAUGGAAAUAACAACUUUUGUGAAAGUUGAAGGGGAGUAUAUCAGAACACGCUGUAAUCUGUUCUGAUACAAUGGGUUUAAAACUGACUACGCAACAAAACAAAAAAACAAUUGAAGAACAUGCCAAUGCUGAGUAUCAACAUGAAAAUAAAAGAAGUGAGAAUAAAAUCAAAGAAUGCUCCGAUGUUACCAAUGAUCAUUGGAAUAUUAAAUCAGAAAAUCAUGUUUUCACAGACCAGACUUAUGUCCAAUUAAAGGAUACUGAUAUACCACUUUUUGGAAAUCAUGAAACGCAGGAGUCAGAAGAUGGAGAAGCUGAUCUACACAAAUAUCUUGUUGGUUGUAAGAAGAAUCCCGGUCAUAGACAGUUUAUCCCUGUUGAUACAUUCAACUUGAAACAUUUACCUGAAGGUCUUCAAGACAAUGAUUUGUAUGAAUACAUCAAAGUUACAGCUGACAUGACAGUCAGAGUAAGUGUUCAAGUGACUAGUCCACACAGACCUAAGUUUUGGCUAGAGACGACGCAACCAUAUCCAUUUUAUAACAGAAGUGACACAAGAAAUUUGAGGACAGGAAGUGGAUGGGUGUGUGAUGUAGAAGAGUAUCAAAAUGGAGUCUGGCAAGAUGGUUAUGGAGGUACUGACUACAAAAAGUGUUGGUGUAGACCAUGUAAAGAUUCAGACUCACCCAGCAAUGUGUGGUGGGAAUUUUAUGUGUACACAGCCACACAUGUGGUUUUUGAUGAAAUUGAGGCAAGCCACACAACAUUGAGAUUUUUUUAUAAUAGUGAUGAUAGUCCUAUGGUCACUGUUGAUAACGUUAUUGCUCAUUAUGUAGACAUUGAGUCUGACCGCUGUAUUUUGAAAUGUGUGACAUGUGACAAACAUUUAGGAAAUAGAUUGAAAGCAGAUUGUAAGCAAUAUUGGCAUGUCAAGGAAAACUUAUACGACAAAUAUUGCAACACUAGAUCUAAACACAAAUUCAACUUUAUAGUGUCACAUCCUCAUGGAUGCUCUAAACAGCUCAGUGUUGGUCAAUGGAAGGACCUACACAAUGGUGGUCAUAAUAAGACAAAGUUUACAUAUACAACUUGUACAUGUCCAGGAAGUAGUGGAGCUCGCGUCCAUAGUUUGGGAUGGAAAGACUGGGGGUCUGCUCAUGUUCACAGCGGAAGUUUAAAACCUGGACUAAAUUGCAGUUCAGAAGGUGGUGUCAUGUAAGUUAUUUCACUUGUGAGUGGAAAUCACCCACUAAAUUGAACACGUUUUUAUGUUUAUAUCAAUUUACAUUCUUUAUAUUGAAACUAGCAAGACAAGUGGAAAGAUGUAACUUACAUUUUUAAUAAAAUCUGAGACGUUUUUUUUUUUAUUUUCACUUAGUACAGUGCAAUUACGGAUUUUCACUAAAUCUUAAUUUCUAGUUUCUCAAUAAUCAUUACAACCAUUCAAACGACUUUAAUUCACUCAUCCAAAAAAGGCAGGAAAAGCUUUAAACUUCCAAAGAAAAUUAAGCAAAGACAAGUUUUAGUUUUGAUUCUGCAUCACAAAAUUUUAUAAAAUUAUAAAAGUUUAGGUCAAUAAAAGUAAGUGAUGGCGAUUUACCGCUGACAAAAGCUGAUACCUUAUUGUUGCCUUUUUUAAGAUGUUAAUCUAUGUUGUUAAAUUUUAGAAUACAGAGAAACCUUACAACACUGAGACUUAGUUGCUGCAAAGUAUCUGUACGCGUCAUAUUUUUGGUGUAUUUAAGUUCACAUUUUAAUGGAAAGAAAUGUUGACAAUUAGUUUAAAUGUAAAGAAACGACAUCCCAAUAACUCAUAAAAGUAUUGAAACUUAAACUUUGUGGAGAAAUGGUAGAAUCACAUAAUUAGCAGAAUAGAGGAAAAAAGUUUUAAAGUUUGAUUCAGCAUUUUUAUAACUAAAGUGAAGAUUAGGCAACUAAAAAUUACCCACUACUUUCAAAUAUCAAUCUUCUAAUUGUUGGGAGAACGUCUUUAACAUGAGUUACAGUGUUUAGCUUUACAGGAACGGAUUAAGCUUUUAAAGACAAAAUUCUGCUAUUAGGCAUGUUCUCUUUUAGGAAUGUAUACAUUGGUUUGUUAUACCAUUUUCUGCCUUUAAUUUAAAGAAACGAAUAUUAACCUCAAACCUACUGACGGAUUUAAGAGAAAUGUUAAGUACAACUGUGUCAACGAUUUUGAAAUGGGACAGUAUGAAACGCAAACCACUUAUAAACAAAUAGCUCAAUACUUUUUUUUUUACAAAACAGCAUUGCAAUAUGAAUACAAAUACAUGGCUGGUGUGACAGGUUGGGGAAAGUGACGUGUAUUUGGCGCGUUUAAUGUCUAGGGGAUGAUUAUUUUUGAGAUUAUCACACACAACAUAUAAAUCGGGAGCAGGCCCGCAACGAGACAAGCAAUGAAAGAAAGAUACAAAGGUAAAAAUGAAGAAUAUUUACAUAAAUAUUUACAUAAAAGAAUAAAAAGGGGGAGGGUUUGCAUCUAUCUCUGAUUCAUACUAAUUUUGAUCAUCACUCUUGCACUGAAUAAAAGAGUAUGUCACUUUGUCUUCUGAACUUAGCUGGUUGUCCUGUUGAUGUCGCAGCUGGCUGUGUCCUGGCUUGAGGUUCUGCAGCUGAAGGGGGCGCUCUAGUGGAUAGAGGGACGCCGGUGAUUCAGUUCUUGUGGAGUCUCAAUCCAAAGCUCUGAUAUCUGUAGUGGGCACAGUAGGGCGGGUGGCCGGCUACCGUGGGCACAAGGUUAAUGCGGGCAGACCUGAUCUGCCGUGGGCAGCGUAAGGAGCAGGAUUUGUCCAGUGAGUUGCAGAGGGUUUGGCGCAGCUAUGUCGUCUCGCACAGAUCUGGGUCUAUAGGGACGUCGCACCUAAUAAGUUGACAGCUGGGCAGUCGAAUAGGCGGGCAAGGCCGAUAGCGCCAAGUAGUAGAGUUGAGUAGAUCCACGUAGGUGGUAGAGGGUACUCAAUGGCAAGUGGGCAAGUGAUCCGAUAAAUAGGCAGAUAAAUAAAAAUCCAAAUAAAAUAGUUGCGUAGAUCUCAGUAGGCAAGUGCAGUGCUGAAUAGCACUAAGCACAAAGGCAGACACCUGAGGGAGGCUGCGGAUAAAUAAAGACAAGUUAGGACAUGUCUCUCAUGCAUCUUAUCGAUGCCUUCGACGGAGGUGCAUUUGUCAGAUUGGUAAAAUUGCUUUAGAGCACAAUGUGGAGAUGAUGACAAAUGGGAUUUGGAAAAUAGAUGUCAGAUAGUAGCAAUAUAGAAAUGUACAUAAAAGGGAAAGUAAUAAUCUCAAAUAAACACCAUAAGUUAAAAGAGAAAGGGGGGGGAAUGGGCGGUGAUCAGCGAUCAUGACGGUUUGUUUACAUACGACCGUCGGCCGAGAACAAUGGAGUGUUCGAAUGGGGAGAGUAUCCGUUCAAGGGGCACAACUCUCGCCAAAGUAGAAUCACUAAAGGGGAGAUAACUCAUAUAUCUCCUCUAAACGCAGCAUUAGUGCGCUAGUAAGAUUAUCAAGGCGGUCAGCCAAGAUAAAGGAAAUAAAAUAAGAUGUACAAAUACAUACAUGGUUGCAUCAACGAUCAAUUGAGCACUCGUAGCAUUAAUAGAUAAAUGCAAUACAUAAAUAAAUACAUAUGCCAUGUUUUUGUUUUCUACUUACGACAGUGAGAAAUACACGAUGCACUAAUUAAAUAUAAAUGAAAUAAUAAAAUACACAUGAUAAUAUUCAGUGAGGAAUAUUCACAAAGUAAUUAAGAUGAAACUUGUGAUUAAGUUCGGCUUACCACCAGAUAUUCCUCUAGGAGUAAGAAUAAAUGAAGUAGUCCAGACUCGAUUGACAGCGAUAGAGAAAUAAGCGGGUCUGGUUGAUUUAAUCUACCUUAUAUAUAGGCCUGGAAAAUGUGGGCGGAAACAGGAAAUGUCCUAGGCUGAAAAAUUGUCUUACACGUUGGUGAAUUAGACUUGAGAUGGGAGUCGCACCUUGGAGCGUCGCGAGGCGUUUUGACUCGAGUAAUCCCCUAGAUCAAAGAGAGACGUGGGAGAAGGGGGGGGGGGAAGAGUGACUUGCAUUCCACACAAGGUGGUGUCAACUGCGCCUGUCCGGCCGGUACGAUCAAAGAGAAUGUGUUUAUCUUUACCCCGAUCAAGGAAAGAUAAGUGGUGGACUCAGUCUAGCCUGGAGAGGAAACGGUGGGGCGGGUGAAGAAAUUGGGGUUAGGACGGGGAAAUAAUUAAAAUAAAAUAAAUAAAUAAUGAAUAAUAAUAAUUAAUGCUGUGAAAAAUUUAGUGACUCUGACAGCGAGCUUUUGACUUGUCACAGCUGGUAUGUUGUAUGGUAUACGAUUUUGGUCUGUUGGCUUGUAUGAGGGUUGUUUGGUGUUCGUGAACUACUCUUUAAUUUUGAAGGAACGUGUUAAACAAAAUAAAUAAAAAUAUAUUAAAACAUGAUAUUAUUUUAGAAAUAUUUUUAUCUACAAAAUUACAAUGUUAUAUUAUAAGUUCUCAUUUAUGCUCGUACAAACACAAAAAGUUUAAAAUAAUCCUCUUUCUAAAAUUAUGCAUGCUUCAUUAAGAAUUUUUUUUUAGUUUUGUAUUGUUUUUGUUUUGUAUUUUUUUUACAUUUAGAUUUUUAACGUACUUAGCAUACCUAGGAAAAUAUACAUUAAUGAAUCUCGCGGAUGUGUGUAUAAUCACAUAUAUAUAUACAUAUAUAUAUAUAUAUUGUAAUAACUGAACAGGCAACUCCACGAGACAAAGACGCUUAUUUACACGGAGACAUGACAAACACAAAGCGGCAUCUGCCUUGCAUAUAGCAUCUCCAUAUUGGGUGGAAAUCGUUUGACUCUUCAUGUCAACAUCCUGUUCUAGUCUGGUUACUAGAGGUGCACAUCUCUGCACUAGCCUGGAUGGUGGUGCGCAUGGAAAAGUCAUACCAAUAUAUUUCAGUUGGAAUAUAAGAACGAAUGAUGGAAAGAAAGUUUGCAAGUUGGCAGUUGCUAACUUGUGAUUUUUUAAAGAAACAUUAAUGUUAGUGUUGAGCGAACCGAUCGAGUUUGUUUUUUUAAUUAUAGUUACUGCAACAACCCGAGAACACAUAGUCCUAGACGACUGAUACAAAAACAUAUGUAAAUGUUGACUAAAUGUUGACUAAUUUAAAAUCUGAAUUAACGAUGUUUGAAUAUCUCAAACAUUAUCACUUCAACUAUAAUUUUGUUUGAUACAAAAACAACUGAUCAAAUAGGAAAAUACAUUAAUGAAAUAGAAAAAGUAAGUCGUAUUACACUACUAUCAUAAUCUGUUCUGCGGAAUAUUUCUUUUAACGAGAUUGUUUUAUUUUUUUUGUAAGAAAUAUUUAGAAUAUAAAUUAUUUAGCAUAAAAUUUUCUUAUUUUUUUAUUUUAAUAUUAUAACUUAUUUCUUUGUCUUACAGAAUGUCGAAAAUAUGUAUAAUUAACGUCACAAAACUACUUCCUAGUAUAGUGAACAAGUGCACAUUUUUUACAUUUUUAUUGUAUAAAAAUAUUUUCAGCACUUAUUUUUUGCUAUUGUCUUAGUUAAACAAAUAGAAUAGAAACUCUGUUUAUAGUAGUAAAAAGGUUCGAACGGUUAAUGCGUUAAGUUUAACUAAUAAUUAUAAAUAUUUAAAAAUAUUUUGCUUGAAAAAAAAUCAGCGUUAAACAGAAACAAAAAAGGUUACGAAGGCAGUUUGUGUGGGAACACAAACUCAAUAUCGGCCCACGAAGUGAUCCACCUAGGCAGGUAAAAGGUUUCAAUAUUUUCAGAAAUAAUAUAAUGAAAUUCUAUCAAAGGCAAAUUAAUGAGAAGAAUGGAGAAAGAAGGUUGACAGAUCUUGUGUGGUGCAUGAACGGUCCAGCGGAACAAAUUUUCUACUAUUGAGGCAUGCACGGCGUUGAAGUUCAAAGUUAUUUGAAAAAACUACGUAUUAAUUUUUGUUUUAAAUUAUGUUCCAUUUGUAUGCAUACAAAAUCUUUUUAUUUCUCUUCAAAAAUAAGAUUAAACAUUUUUAUUUCCAAUGUAGUGGUUAGUAUGACAGAACGUACUUAACUUCGCAAAACAAUAGUAAAAAAAAAAAAACAUUUACAAAAAUCAAAAUAGCCUCUAGUGUUUAUUACUAUUAAUAGUCAAUAGUUGUAAAAAUGGUGUAACUUUAUGAAAAAAAAAUGCUUGCAUAGUUUAUUAAAAAAAAAAUCACUUUAAGAAAAUAAAAAAGUAGCCGUUGCAUCAGAACUUUGAAUAAUCAAAACUAUCAUUAUGUCGAAUUUUUAAUAUCUUUUCAAGUUUACGACAUCUAAACAGGACUGACGGACCGACAGGCAAACCACACAAAACUAAUAGCGUCUAUUCCCCUUUCGGGCUGCUAAAAAGUUGUGAAGUAAAAAUGAAAAUGAAUUUUUCUUUUCACAUCUGUAGUCUUACAGGCCUAUUUUUUAGGGGUGAAAACUAAAGAAUAAAAAUAUGAAAUUACUUUUGUCUUAAUAUUCAAUUAUCACUUUAUGCACAAAAAAUAGUUUCAAUAAACCAAAAAAAAAAUGCAACGUAUUUAAUUAUUUUUAUUAUGUUUAAUAUUGACAAAAUUAGCGAUUGGAAAUCGACUACUAAUCCUAAUGGUUACUUAAAUAAUUUAUUAGUUUUAAAUGAAGUUGAAUAUAUACAUUUAAAACAAAUAUAUUGUCUAUAAAAUACUCCUAAAGGAAUGUGUCUCGGAUAGACUCUGACAACAAAGUCUAGUAUUUAUGCCUGACUGUGUGGCGAAACUUAUAGUGAGCUUGCGCUCCCAGAGCUAUUUUUAUAUGUAUUUUUAUUUUUUUUUUCUUUUAUAGGUUAAAGCUAUUUUUAUGUAUUCUAUUUUUUAUAGGCUAGUGCCAAAUUUAUUAUUUGUACUUUAGCAUAUAGUUAUAUGGGUUAGUUUGUUAGUGUUUGUAAGUAGCAUAGAUCUAGAGGAUUUUAGUUAGUUAUUGGGUUCAGUAGUAGUGGUUAGUGUAGCUAGUUGGUAUUUAAUAACUUAGUUAGUUAGAUAGUUGGGUUGUUAGUGUCGAUUAUGGUAGCAGUGUAGAUCUAGAUUCUAGAGUAGAGAGUUUUUGAUUAGUUGUUUUGGUUUUGUCAAGUUUAGUGUAGAGACAUAUUUUAUUAUUAUUUUUAUUUUAUUUUAUGUAAAUAAAGUAUGUUUUUUUUGUAUUUGUUCUAAAUUAAAGUUUGUUCUUGCUUUCA
Messenger RNA from Biomphalaria glabrata, 7555 nucleotides. RefSeq lists its product as uncharacterized. Bases 392 to 1540 code for a protein of 382 amino acids. The transcript is spliced from 6 exons. Lineage: Eukaryota; Metazoa; Mollusca; Gastropoda; Planorbidae. The record is from RefSeq and is a predicted model, not a curated record.